AUGGCCUCUGACGAAGUUCCAACAAACCUAAAGGACGUCGCCUCCGUUCCGGAUGGUACUGCCGGAGUUCAAGCUGGACUUGAUAAUAAACUUGCCGGGCUCUCACUGGCUUCACGUGCCAUUCACGCCGACAAUGGUAUUCAGUCGCAUCGGGCUGUUGCACCAGCUAUGCAUGUCAGCACGACUUUCAGGUACAACGACGAUCCUGAUGCAUUGAGGGCCUGGGAUAAUACCGAUCCUAACAACCCUCUCGACUCUCAUGUCUACUCUCGAGCAACUGGCCCAAACACCACCCGUCUCGAGGCUGUUCUCACAUCCAUCAUUGGCGCCCCAACCAUAACUUACUCAUCUGGCCUCUCCGCCUUCCACGCUAUGCUGGUUCACUUGAACCCCAAGCGUAUCGCCAUCGGGGAUGGAUACCACGGCUGCCACGGCGUCAUCAGCAUCAUGACCCGUCUAACAGGCCUCAAGGUCCUGCCACUUGACUGUCCCGUCGAGGAUCUCGAGCCAGGAGAUGUAAUCCAUGUUGAGACGCCUCUCAACCCAACUGGCGAAGCGCGUGAUCUGGCUGCGUAUGCGGAGAAGGCGAAGAAGGUGGGCGCCUACUUGACCGUUGAUGCGACCUUUGCACCACCACCUCUACAGGAUCCUUUCCAGUACGAUGUGGAUGUGGUAAUGCACAGUGGGACAAAGUACUUUGGCGGUCACUCCGAUAUGCUCUGCGGUACUCUCUCUAUUAACCGCAAGUAUAGUGACUGGGAAGCUUCUCUUCUUAAUGACCGUAUGCUCAUUGGUUCCGUUAUGGGUAGUCUCGAGGGCUGGUUAGGUAUUCGUUCCUUGCGAACUUUGGAACUCCGGGUCCAGCGCCAGAGCGCUACGGCUACUGCCCUCGUGGCCUGGCUGGUCGAGCAACAGCGUGAUUCCUCGUCUGUGGUCGGUUCCCUCGUCGAGCGUGUCCAACAUGCCAGUCUACAGCCAGAAGCUUCUGUCGAAGGAAGCUGGCUGCAGAAGCAGAUGCCCAACGGCUACGGACCUGUGUUUUCGAUUUACCUGCGUGAUGGAGAGCACGCUAAGCGUUUGCCUUCCAAGCUAGAGCUCUUUCACCAUGCUACCAGUCUUGGAGGCGUUGAGAGUCUUAUUGAGUGGCGUGCUAUGACGGACCCUAAGAUUGAUAAGAAACUGCUACGAGUUAGCAUUGGUGUCGAGGGUCUCGAAGAUUUGAAGCAAGAUUUUCUUCAGGGCCUGGAGGCGUUAAGAAAGGAAUAA
Fusarium coffeatum is the source of this 1266-nucleotide messenger RNA. RefSeq lists its product as uncharacterized. Gene Ontology annotation, biological process: transsulfuration. Gene Ontology annotation, cellular component: cytoplasm. Gene Ontology annotation, molecular function: pyridoxal phosphate binding; carbon-sulfur lyase activity. The transcript has 2 exons. Bases 1 to 1266 code for a protein of 421 amino acids. NCBI's taxonomy places the organism in Eukaryota, Fungi, Ascomycota, Sordariomycetes, Hypocreales, Nectriaceae. The record is from RefSeq and is a predicted model, not a curated record.